AUGGUGUUGACUGGAUCGAAAUCGGCCGAUCUGAAAGGAAUGAUCUCAAACUCGGAAUCCAUCUUCGAAGGAGUUCUCGAUCUUCUACGAAAUCCGAUUUCGUCAUAUCCACGACGAGCCUUGAAGAUCGGAAUCAAAGCGUUAUUCGCACUCUGCCUCGCCAAAAACACGCGCCACAUCGCCGUCGCGGCCGGAGCACCGGAGAUUCUAAUCGACAGACUCGCGGCGGAUUUCGACAGAUGCGAUACGGAGCAAGCGCUUGCGACGGUGGAGCUCCUAUGCCGAUCGCCGGAGGGAUGUGCGGCGUUUGGAGAGCAUGCUUUGACGAUACCGCUUCUAGUGAAAACGAUACUGAGAGUUUCCGACCGCGCGACCGAGUACGCUGCGGGGGCGCUGCUAGCGCUUUGCACGGCGGAGGAGCGGUGGAGAGACGAGGCAGCGGCGGCGGGAGUGGUGGUGCAAUUGCUGCUGAUGGUGCAGAGUGAGUGUACGGAGAGAGCGAAGAAGAAGGCACAGAAGCUACUGAAGCUUCUCAGAGACUCAUGGCCUGAUUACUCCUUCGCUAACUCCGAUGAUUUCGGUUGCAGCGAAGUGGUCCCCUUUUGA
Molecule: messenger RNA, 606 nt
Organism: Microthlaspi erraticum
Lineage: Eukaryota; Viridiplantae; Streptophyta; Magnoliopsida; Brassicales; Brassicaceae
Source: the annotation of a GenBank genome assembly